AUGUCGGAACACGUCCAGAGGCUCUGCUCGGAAUCGCACAACAGAGCCUUUGCCCGCGCCCGCAACGACCGGCUUAUCAUGAGCAACGCCGUCCCGGAAAUGACGGCCGACGAUGACAAGCCGUAUUGCAUUUGGUAUCCGGACGUGGCCAGCGAAGAAACCUACCGCCGGCUGGCCGAGCGUUACCCCGACAUGCGGUAUGUGGUCGGCCGGGCCUGUGCCGUCGCUGGCUAUGCCGGCCUCUACUACGAACUCGGCCUCCUGCCUGAAGUCUCCAUCGCGGAAGAGACCAGAGACAAUUCCUCAAAAGAGGGAUCGACAGCCAUAUUCGACACCAUCAUGCGCCAGCCUGUGUGUUACGCCAUCCUCGACGACUACGCCCGGUCUUCCCACCCCGAUAGGCCAUCAUCACCCGCCUUCAUGAACGGCGACACAGCUGAAUGGGGUAAGCACUACUUCAACAUCGCCGAAGACUACAACAUCGACGAGACCUCAUCGGAAAAGGCCAACAACGAGGAGCUCGCCCCGGAGCACCUUGAGCUCUUCUACACGCCCCUCCUCUCGCACCUGCCGACCACCAACAAGGACGCACUGAUCCUCAUGGCGGCUUACGAGGGGAAUAUCGAACGAUACGUACGCCUCCGCCGGCCGAGCAUGCUCCACGACGAGCACGCGGCCGUCAUCCGCGGCAUCUACCACAACACCACCUUUGCCAAGUGGUGGUCCCUCCAGGAAAUCGACCCGAGCAACCGUUCCAUCAGGACCGCCGCGCUGGCGCGCUUCAUCAUGGUCAACGACCUGUCGCACAUCACACCCUCCAGCCCCGGCAAACACGAGGUGCCCGCGAUGAUCUGGUGGCCCUUGAUCCCGGCGGAGGAGACGCUGAGGGAGCUCGUCCGCCGCCGGCCGGACAUGAAGCUGCAGGCGGCCAUGGCGUGCAUCGCGGGCGACUACAGAGCCCUCUGGGAGGAUCUCGCGCCGCGGCCGUGCUCGGAGCUCUGGGACCAGGCGCGGCAGACGCAGACUCGCAGCUGGCCAAACAGCCCCAACAGAAACUACUACGUCGACUACCUGGAGCAACACGCCAAGGAGCUGGGUCGCGACAUCGUCGACGUGCGAACAAACUCCGAGUGUGAGGAUGCGGCGGUCCGCGACAAGGAGCCGACGACGACAUGGCUCGACUCCGGGAUCCAUGCGCAUGACUAUGUGUUGAUGGACUCCAAUCCCGACGGCGACGUCUAUUCGGCGGGGGCCCAGGCAAAUGCGGCCAGUUGGGAGCUUUUGAUAUGCUCGAGCGAGGAGAUGAGGCGGCGGGCACGGGAGGAGAACGGUCUUAGACUGUACGAUGACUAG
Colletotrichum higginsianum IMI 349063 is the source of this 1353-nucleotide messenger RNA. RefSeq names its product Alpha-mannosyltransferase. The transcript is spliced from 2 exons. The record is from RefSeq and is a predicted model, not a curated record. The coding region runs from base 1 to 1353 and encodes 450 amino acids. NCBI's taxonomy places the organism in Eukaryota, Fungi, Ascomycota, Sordariomycetes, Glomerellales, Glomerellaceae.